Molecule: messenger RNA, 2915 nt
Organism: Quercus robur (English oak)
Lineage: Eukaryota; Viridiplantae; Streptophyta; Magnoliopsida; Fagales; Fagaceae
Product: pyruvate, phosphate dikinase, chloroplastic
Exons: 20
Coding region: 64-2718 (884 amino acids)
Biological process (GO): pyruvate metabolic process; phosphorylation
Molecular function (GO): pyruvate, phosphate dikinase activity; kinase activity; ATP binding
Source: RefSeq, a predicted model, not a curated record
UUUAUCAAAGAAAGACUAGCUAGAGAACAUUUUUUUGAACUGUUAACAGAGAACGGUUUCGUGAUGGAAAAUAUGAUUAGAGUAACCGGUGAAACUAAGCGAGUUUUUACUUUUGGCAAAGGAAGGAGUGAAGGUAGCAAGGGCAUGAAGUCCUUGUUGGGAGGAAAGGGAGGAAGCCUUGCAGAAAUGGCAAGCAUUGGGUUAUCUGUACCACCAGGAAUUACUAUAUCAACAGAAGCAUGCCAAGAAUAUCAGCUGAAUGGAAGGGAGUUGCCAGAAGGUUUAUGGGAGAAAGUAUUGGAAGGCUUGGAGACGAUGGAGAAGGACAUUAAAGCUUCUCUUGGUGACCCUUCUAAGCCCCUCCUCAUCUCUGUCCGCUCUGGUGCUGAGAUUUCCAUGCCUGGCAUGAUGGACACUGUCCUAAACCUUGGACUUAAUGAUGAAGUAGUUACUGGUUUGGCCUCAAAAAGUGAAGAGCGCUUCGCUUAUGACUGUUACAGACGUUUUCUAGACAUGUUUGGAAAUGUUGUAUUGGGAAUUCCACACAAAUUAUUUGAGGAGAAGUUAGAAAAGCUGAAGAAUGAAAAAGGAGUCAAACUUGACACUGAUCUAACAGCUUCUGAUCUCAAAGAGCUGGUGAAGCAGUACAAGAAUGUUUACCUUGAAUCCAAGGGUGAAAAGUUUCCUUCAGAUCCAAAACAACAAUUGCAGUUGGCUAUUAAAGCUGUUUUUGAUUCUUGGGAUAGCCCAAGGGCCAUCAAAUACCGGAGCAUUAAUCAAAUAACUGGGUUGAAGGGAACUGCAGUAAGCAUUCAAUGCAUGGUGUUCGGGAACAUGGGAAAUACUUCAGGGACAGGUGUUCUAUUUACUAGGAAUCCUAGCACCGGUGAGAAGAAGCUCUAUGGGGAGUUUCUACCCAAUGCUCAGGGAGAAGAUGUAGUUGCUGGAAUUAGGACACCAGAAGACUUCAACACCAUGAAAAGUAGCAUGCCUAACGCUUACAAGGAGCUUGUAGAGAACUGUGAAAUUCUAGAGCGACAUUACAAAGAUAUGAUGGACAUCGAAUACACAGUCCAAGAAGAUAGGUUGUGGAUGUUGCAAUGCCGUCCUGGAAAGCGUACUGGUAAAGCUGCAGUAACGAUAGCUGUAGACAUGGUUAACGAAGGGCUUGUUGAUAAGAGCUCCGCAAUCAAGAUGGUGGAGCCACAACAUCUUGACCAACUUCUUCAUCCACAGUUUGAGGAUCCGACUGCUUACAAAGACAAAGUGGUCGCCAAGGGCUUGCCUGCAUCUCCAGGAGCUGCAGUGGGGCAGAUUGUGUUCAGAGCUGAGGAUGCUGAAGCAUGGCAUGCAGAAGGAAAGAGUGUCAUCUUGGUGAGGACAGAGACCAGACCUGAGGAUGUUGGUGGUAUGCAUGCAGCUGUUGGGAUCUUGACAGCUAGAGGUGGCAUGACGUCUCAUGCAGCUGUUGUGGCACGUGGGUGGGGAAAGUGUUGUAUUUCUGGCUGUUUUGAAAUCCAUGUAAAUGACCUCAAGAAGGUAGUUGUGAUUGGGCAUAUAGUGAUUAAGGAAGGAGAAUGGCUCUCACUCAAUGGCUCCACAGGUGAAGUGAUAUUGGGAAAACAACCACUCUCUCCUCCAACAUUAAGUGGUGACUUGGAGAUCUUUAUGUCUUGGGCCGAUAAGAUAAGGCAUCUCAAGGUUAUGGCAAAUGCUGACACCCCUGAGGAUGCAUUAAUAGCAAGAAAGAAUGGUGCCAGUGGGAUUGGCCUUUGCAGGACAGAGCACAUGUUCUUUGCUUCAGAUGAAAGGCUAAAGGCUGUUAGGAAGAUGAUAAUGGCAGUUACACAAGAACAAAGGAAGGAAGCUUUGAACUCUUUGUUACCUUAUCAAAGAUCUGACUUUGAGGGAAUUUUUCAUGCAAUGGAUGGCCUUCCAGUAACAAUCCGACUGUUAGAUCCUCCACUUCAUGAAUUUCUUCCGCAAGGUGACCACCAACAGAUUGUGAGCGAACUAACUGCAGAGACUGGCAUAAAUGAAGAGGAAGUUUUUUCAGCAAUUGAAAAGUUAUCAGAAGUAAAUCCCAUGCUUGGUUUCAGAGGCUGCAGGCUAGGGAUAGCAUAUCCAGAACUCACUGAAAUGCAGGCACGUGCAAUCUUUCAGGCUGCUGUCUCAAUGAGCAACCAAGGUGUUGAAGUUUUUCCUGAGAUAAUGGUUCCCCUUGUUGGAACACCUCAGGAACUUGGACAUCAAGUGAGUUUAAUACGAAGUGUCGCAAAGAAGGUGUUCUCUGAGAUGGGUUCCUCCUUGAGCUAUAAGGUGGGGACCAUGAUUGAAAUCCCCAGAGCUGCUCUUGUUGCAGAUGAGAUUGCAAAGGAAGCAGAUUUCUUCUCCUUUGGAACCAAUGAUCUCACACAGAUGACCUUUGGUUACAGUAGAGAUGAUGUUGGCAAGUUUCUCCCAACUUACCUAGCCCAAGGCAUUCUGCAAAAUGAUCCAUUCGAGGUACUUGAUCAAAGAGGUGUUGGUCAGCUCAUCAAGAUUGCCACAGAAAGGGGUCGUGCAGCUAGACCUAGCUUAAAGGUUGGAAUAUGUGGAGAGCAUGGGGGGGAACCUUCUUCCAUUGCCUUCUUUGCAGAGGCUGGACUGGACUAUGUUUCAUGUUCUCCAUUCAGGGUUCCUAUUGCUAGGCUUGCAGCUGCUCAAGUUGUUGUCUGAGAGGGUUAACUACUUCGACAAGUUUCUUGAAAUGUAUAAAUCAUAUACAGAAAUAUUCAAUGAUUACAUUGGUGUAAGAAGAAUAAGGCAAAGAAAAAGGGAUGCUAUCAAAUAAGUGUAAAAAAAACAAAGGACAAGUCCUCCUAGUCCUAUGGGGAAUCAGAAUAUAUGGUUUGACAGGAAAACCUGAUGAAUAA